Molecule: messenger RNA, 240 nt
Organism: Drechmeria coniospora
Lineage: Eukaryota; Fungi; Ascomycota; Sordariomycetes; Hypocreales; Ophiocordycipitaceae
Exons: 3
Coding region: 1-240 (79 amino acids)
Biological process (GO): cellular heat acclimation
Cellular component (GO): nucleus; cytosol
Molecular function (GO): transcription corepressor activity
Source: RefSeq, a predicted model, not a curated record
AUGCCAGCCAAGGAGUCCGAGGCGGAGACAGCAUCCGUCGACAAGGCCGCUUCCUCCGAAUCCUCCAGCGCGGACGUCAACGCCGCCGUCGAGGAGCUGCUCAGCUCAUUGUCCGACAAGUUCGCCAGCAUCUCAUCAGAGAUAUUUGCCAAAAUGGACGAGAUGUCGAGGAGGAUAGACGGCCUGGAAUCUGCUUUGCAACAGAGACCGGACAGUGGCGCUACCAAGCCGCCGCAAUGA